AUGAGUGUUGUGAAGGCUCCGUUUCGGUUUAGGAAGACUAACCUAAGCACGAUAAUGAUGAUCGCCUAUACGGUGAUCACCAUUGUUUAUGUUUGGGAUCACUUCCAUUAUCAAUUUGCACCGCCUCAAGAGAUGGCCACUUCUAAAAUGCUUGAGGAUGCUUGGUUGGAUUUGGAAAUUAUUACGCAGUAUCCGCAUCCAUAUUCUUCUCACGCCAAUGACAAGGUACACGACUACUUAUUGGAACGUAUUACAGAUAUUACAAAAGAUUCAAGUUUUGCACAUGUAUCUGACGACUAUGGAACAGGAAUACGCACAUUGUUUAGGGAAGAAGAUAUUUUAAAGUCUAAAUCGCAUGACUCAAAGGUUGUUUACUAUGAAUCUUCCAAUGUCUUGGCGAAAGUUGAAGGUAGAGAUCCCACAUUAGAGGGUUUGUUAUUAUCUGCACAUUUUGACAGUGUUCCGUCUGGGUUUGGUGCUACUGACGAUGGUAUGGGAAUUGUAUCAAUGUUGGCGAUUUUAGCAUAUUACGCUAAAAAUCAACCCGAACGUACAAUUGUCUUCAACUUCAAUAACAAUGAAGAGUUUGGUCUGGCUGGCGCAUCCGCCUUUUUUGAACAUCCUUGGUCUAAAGGUAUUUCAUAUGUCAUCAAUUUAGAAGGAGCAGGUAGCGGAGGCAAGGCUGUAUUGUUUAGAACAUCAGACGUUGCAACCGCAUCUGUAUACGCUGACGCUGUUCGCGACCAACCAUUUGGCAACUCCAUGUACCAACAGGGAUUUUACUCCGGUCAUAUUGGUAGUGAAAGUGAUUUUAGGGUUUAUCAGGCGCAAGGCUUGCGUGGUUGGGAUAUUGCAUUUUAUAAACCCAGGAAUUUGUACCAUACCGCAAAGGAUACCGUCUUGUACACUAGCAAGCAAGCGUUAUGGCACAUGUUACACACCACCUUACAAUUAACUGCACACAUGGCGGUCAAUAAACCUGAGAUGGAGGAUACUAGCAGUGCUGUUUACUUUGACUUAUUUGGUAAAUGGUUCGUGGUUUGGUCAGCAAAAAGUUUAUUUUACUGGAACUGUAUUAUUCUAGCGUUAUUCCCAUCAUUGCUAGCUAUAUUGUUCCUUAUUGCACAUGAUCAACAAGCUUUGAAUGUGAACCUAUGCGGUGCCAUGUGUAGAUUACCUGUUUCUGUGGCCGUUGCUUAUUUUGGAGUUAAACUAUUCCAAGUUUUGGUAGGUCAAAUUAACCCAUAUGUUUUUUCUAGAGACUACGUCCCCCCCAUAGUUGCAGAGGCUUCCUUGUUUGUCUUCAUUAACUAUCUUAUCCUAUCAUCCUGGGAACAAUUGCGUCCAUUGCGUGAUUUUAAGACUCUUGCCUUAGUUGAGGUUUCCAUGUUUUUAUGGGUUUAUUUGGUGUCUGUUACCCGUUGGUUACGGGACUCAAAUUAUAAGGCCACAGGUGUCUACCCGUUUACUGUUGGUUACGUUUUUGUUUCAAUUGGUGCGGUCAUUGGAGUUUUCUGCGCAACAUUAAAAGCUAAAUAUUCAAUGGCAAAACGCUUCCCAAUCAGGACUAGGAAGAUCACCCACAAGAGAAGAGGCUCUGAUGCCCCUCAAGUUGUUAUUGCAGUUGAAAACACUAUAAUAGAUACCGAAAACACUCCAUUGUUAACACCUUCACAAAACUCUCACCCAGGGAGUGCAAAAUCCGCUGGUUUGGAUUGCGAUGAUGAUGAUGAUGAAGGAAUUGUCGCUACCUUACUCAACUACGACUGGAGCAUCCAAUUCUUGGUAGUUACACCAGCCGUAACUUAUUUCACUUGGGUUUGUUUGGAUUUAAUUAUGAGUGCUAUGAACCAGACCAUUCAAGAGAAUGCUAAAAGUACCACUUUUGUCACACAUAUGGCUUUGAUUGGAAGUUUGUUGCUUACUUUGCCAUUACUUCCAUUCGCUUACCAGUUGCACUCUGUAGUAGCACUGCUCUUUUUAGUUUUAGCCGUUGUCGCAGGUUUCUGGACCAUUGUCGUACCACCAUUUACUGAAUCGUCGCCAUUGAAGUUAGAGUUCGUACAAACCAUUGACUUAGACAUGAAUAAUUCAUCAACAGUUUAUUUAUAUGGCCGUGAAAAGGCUUUCAUGGAACCCAUUUUGGACGAUAUACCCAGUGUGGACGGUUAUGAAUGUCAUGGAAUGAAUAGUAACGGUGUUGAUGUUUGCCAGUAUACUGGUAUGCUUCCAAAGAUGUUUGACAAAGACCAUAAUAUCCAUGAGGAUUGGGGAAACAUUAUGACUGUAGAAAUUAUUAACGACGACAGGAAUUCAAGUUCAAGAACUCCAUAUCAACCAAUCACAGCAGAAUUGAGAAUUAAUGUUGCUGACAACCGAGUUUGUACAUUAUCUUUCAACAGCACGAAAUUCGAGUCAUGGAAGCAUGCAAACUCACCUGUUAGAGAAGUGACAAUCCUUAAUGAAAAAGGCAACAAUAAGUCCGCCAGUGUUGGAAAUAAUAAGCUUAAGAAUGGUUAUUUUAAAGACGAAGAGGGUAACGACCACUUCCGCUGGAACAACGGUAUUACUGAAUUACAAUUGCAUAAAUUAGAUUUUGACCGUGGCUACUAUUCUGUCAGCCUAGAAUGGAUUCCCCAAGUAUUGUACCGUGCCGAAAGGAACGAACCGCAGGUGAUGGGCGACGACGAUGAUGCAUUGGGUGUGAGUAUAACCUGUUAUUGGGGUGAAUAUGACACCAACUCUAUUACUGAUGGCUUUGCAACGACUAACGUUCCUGCAUAUGACGAAUUGAGAAAGUACUCUCCAAAAAACAUCAUCUAUUCCAGUAGAGAAAAAGGUAUGAUUUUGGUUAAGAAAUAUAUUGAAUUGUAG
Molecule: messenger RNA, 2874 nt
Organism: Eremothecium sinecaudum
Lineage: Eukaryota; Fungi; Ascomycota; Saccharomycetes; Saccharomycetales; Saccharomycetaceae
Gene: PFF1
Product: Pff1p
Exons: 1
Coding region: 1-2874 (957 amino acids)
Biological process (GO): proteolysis
Molecular function (GO): metalloexopeptidase activity
Source: RefSeq, a predicted model, not a curated record